This is a messenger RNA of Chara braunii, 1476 nucleotides long. The record is from the annotation of a GenBank genome assembly. NCBI's taxonomy places the organism in Eukaryota, Viridiplantae, Streptophyta, Charophyceae, Charales, Characeae.
ACGGGUCCCCACUCCCCGAGGAUUCGGAAAGCGAGGACGAGACAGACCCGGCGAUUCAAGAGUUUCUACGAAGGGUAAUUCGUUACCCAGUCCGGCAGAAAACGACGAAAAUUUUCGUGCUGACCGAAGAAAAUGUCCAACGAACUCGAGCUCUGAUCAUAGAAGAACCCCUUGUACAGGUGUCAAGGAUGUCCGACUCUUCGGAACACCCUCGGACCCUGUACGAGUGCGCUACUCCCUUGCUUCCCCGAUACGUAGAUAAACGUUCCUUCUGCGACGUCACGAAACCCCCUCCCCGAUCGCUUUUUACCACGGACAAGGAGAUACGAUUGCUGAGUCUGGGAGAGGAAGUACAGACUCCGGAACCCCUUGGGUGUCCCGAAGCCUCGUUGUUUGAUGUCGAGAUAAGAAGCGAUGAGAAAUCGGUGGAUCCCCGGGAUAUCGCGGACGGGAUAACCCCCGAAGAACACGUGGCCAUCCGAGAGGAGGAAGCUCAGAUGGUAGCCACCGUAUUCUCGUGGUGGUCGGACAACUCUUUCAUCUCUUCCCCGGCGCCACAGGACUCUAGGGCAAUUGCGUUGGAGAAAAGUGAAUUCUUCCUGUCCGAGAUCUCGUUCCUGGGCUACGUGGUAACCCGAGGAUGCUUGAGACCGGAUUCGAGGAAGGUUGAGGUUGUUCGAGAAGCAUCCACGCCCACGUCAUUGACGCAGGUUCGGGCCUUCCUGGGAUUAGCCUCGUACUACCGACGGUUUAUCAAGGGCUUUGCGGCAAUCGCUGGGCCCCUGACAAACCUCCUGCGGAAGGAUCAGCCGCUGAACUGGGACACGGAGUGUGAGCAGGCCUUCUGCACUUUAAAGGAGGCCCUGGCCUCGGCCCCUAUUUUAACCUGGCCCGAUCCCGAGCGCCAGUUCCUACUCAUUACUGACUGGCAGUCGGAGGCUAUCUCCGCUAUCCUAGCUCAGAAGGGGAAAGACGGGCGGGAAGUCGUGGUCGAGUAUGCUUCGAGGACGGUGUCGGACGAAAGGAAGAACGACUCGGCGCCACAGGGAGAAUGCUGCGCUGUCGUCUGGGGAAUCCAUCACUUCCACCUACAUCUCUACAGGCAAAAGUUCCUCCUCGAAACGGAUCACGAGCCAUUGUUGGCCCUCAAAAAACUGACGAACUACGCGAGAAUGAUUGGGCGAUGGGCGGUGAGGCUACAGGAGUAUGACUUCGACAUCGUCCAUCGAAAAACGGAAAGGCACGAGAACGUCGACGGGUUGACACUUCUGCACCGGCCAGGCAAGGUGCCACGCAACAAGGAGAUCAUUCCGUGGAAGGAUCCGAAGCAGCCCAAGGGACCCGGGUACGACCAAGUGAAGGUUCUCCCUCGGCAGGCGAAGAAGUGACACGUGUCCUUAUGGCAACCCAGAGAGAAGAAAUCGCAGAGCGCCCUCUCUCUCCUUCUUCCUCUUCUCUAUUCUCCCUCCCCGAUCG